AUGAGCGCAGAGAAUGCCAUUCGCGCCAUGCGCGGCACUCCUCCCCGCUUCGUCUCUAGAGAGCGCGACGCCCCGAGCAACACCCAGAUGUCAUUGUCGCCGCUGACUGCCAUCGUCGUGGCCUUGUUGGAGAAGGGCGCCGCCAACCUGGAGGCUCGGCGUGCUCGGCCAUUCCGCAUCCUUGAUCUCCCAGCGGAAAUCCGCAACAGGAUCUACGGACACUACAUCGCCAUGAACGGCAAGCGGAACAAAGGCCAGCGCAACAAAUACAACCUCGCCAACUUCAAGACCCCAGUCAUCGCCCAGGUCUCUCGCCAACUCCGCAGCGAAUUCUUGCCCGUCUUCUUCGCCGAAGCCAGCUGGUAUGUCGUUCUUCCCUGCAACCUAGUCGACUUCUUCCGGAGCCGCCUGGAGCUCCCGCCACGCGAGAAGUGCGAUGACUUCGCCCUCGACAAAGCCUACGACGCCGCCGUCCGCGUCGCCGGCAAGCUCGGAAUCAAGCGUCCCGUCAAAGAUCUGAUCCGCGGCUACGGCGCGCAGGCCGUCUUCCGCGAUGUCACCUUCCUCAUCUGCGACGCCGAGUUUGUCGACGAAAAGAACCGUGCCGAGAUCGACAAGGAGAACGUGGUCAUGAGCUUCAUCAUGACCUACCGCGAGAAGAAGGUCAACACGAAGCGCGCCCGCAAGACCGACUUCCCGGCGGCCCCGCACCUGGAGACACGUGGCUUUGGGUUCGAGCAACGUGACAUCCGCAACGCCGUGGGCUUCGCGCGUCGCGUCGUCAAGCACAUUGGCAGCCGGGAGGGUUUCAAUGGCUUCACGCAUGGCGAUCUCGAGGAGAUUGCCAAGGUGUUCCGCCACGAUACAUGGGCCUGGCCACGUCUGUUGGAGAGCCAUGGUGUGUCGUCGAAGAUGCGCGUGGAAUAG
This is a messenger RNA of Lecanosticta acicola, 927 nucleotides long. The record is from the annotation of a GenBank genome assembly. Lineage: Eukaryota; Fungi; Ascomycota; Dothideomycetes; Mycosphaerellales; Mycosphaerellaceae.